Polychytrium aggregatum is the source of this 798-nucleotide messenger RNA. RefSeq lists its product as uncharacterized. Bases 149 to 679 code for a protein of 176 amino acids. Lineage: Eukaryota; Fungi; Chytridiomycota; Chytridiomycetes; Polychytriales. The record is from RefSeq and is a predicted model, not a curated record. The transcript has a single exon.
CCUCCCGCCGCGCGCUCCCUCUCCACCUCGCGGAAGCCUCCCACGAUCGUUACUGCACCAGCCCACCCGCCGCAGCUGCCCAGUCCCCGAGACCCACACGCCGAGGAGCUUUUGCGCCAGAUGGAGGGCACUGCCCGGGCCAUCCUGCAUGCCAAUAUCCCUGCCCGCCGGCCAUCCAAGGGCCGUGCCUGCCACAAGAUGGCUCGCUCUCGCUCGUCGCCUGGCAUCAGCCCCAGAGAUCCGCCAUCGCCUGCCCACGAUUCUCACCACGGGUGGUCCACCCUCUCCCGGUCGCAGAAUGCCUCGCCGGUGGACCCGAAGCAGAGCCCGCAUCCGCUGCUCGAGCCCGAGUCGCCUGGCCUUGCUCCAGAGCCCGACUGCCCGGACCGCUCCCGGCCUCGCUUCUCUCCAAGGCACACGCCCACAUACAUGCGUGCUGACGAAAGCCUCCGCAGAAACCUCAAGCUGGCCAACAUCUCGCACAUCAGUUUCGAGCCCACCCCGCAGCUGGCUCCCUCCGUUGUCGAAAGCAUGCUCUGAGCGCAAGCCGCCCAUAUCACAUAUGCCAACCCCGCCUCUCGAACUCACACGCGCACUCACGUCCUGUUCGGCCAUGUCCUCGGAGUAUUCCCAGCAUUUGCCGGCAACUAUGGCUUCCUCCUUGCCCGGCAUCUGUUAAUUUUGGAACCAUGCUUAAUACUAUAGAUCAAACUUUGGCGAUGACCUCAUCCCCCCCCCACUUUUACCGUCACGACUUGGACGGUCCAAUGCUAAUGUAAUAAACCGGGACAUUGCCCC